Penicillium odoratum is the source of this 1320-nucleotide messenger RNA. RefSeq names its product NAD(P)/FAD-dependent oxidoreductase. The transcript is spliced from 2 exons. The record is from RefSeq and is a predicted model, not a curated record. NCBI's taxonomy places the organism in Eukaryota, Fungi, Ascomycota, Eurotiomycetes, Eurotiales, Aspergillaceae. The coding region runs from base 1 to 1320 and encodes 439 amino acids. Gene Ontology annotation, molecular function: flavin adenine dinucleotide binding; saccharopine oxidase activity; sarcosine oxidase activity.
AUGACAGAAAAACCGCUCAACCACGCCUCUUCCAUUCUGAUUGUCGGCGCUGGAGCUUGGGGAUGCUCAGCUGCCCUGCAUCUGGUUCGCCGAGGAUAUACAAAUGUCAAGGUGUUGGAUGCUUACCCUGUGCCGUCAGAAAUUGCGGCUGGCAAUGAUGUGAACAAAAUCAUGGAGCACAAGGAGCUCAAAGAAGCAAACUUUGACGCAAGAAGUCUCGCCUUUACAACCUGCAGUCGAGCUGCACUGAAAGGCUGGCAAACUGACCCCAUCUUCCAGCCAUAUUUUCACGAGACAGGAUUCAUUGUCGCGGGGCACACUCCAGCUCUAAUCCAGCAUAUCAAGGAAGAAGAGAUAGACCCUUCCGAUGCCGAAUUCAUAUCUCUCAACACAGCGGAAGACUUUCGCAACGCAAUGCCACCUGGAGUCUUGACAGGGGACUUUCCAAAUUGGAAAGGCUGGCUGAGCAAGAGUGGAGCUGGUUGGAUUCACGCGCAGAAAGCCAUGAUCGCAGCAUUCACGGAGGCUCAACGCCUGGGCGCGGAAUUCAUAACCGGGGCGCCAUCGGGGAAAGUCGUGUCUUUACUCUUUGACCAUGGUGAUGCGGUGGGAGCACAGACGGAAAACGGAGUACACCAUGUGGCAGAUCAUACUAUAUUAGCUGCGGGUGCUGGGAGUGAUCGGCUACUGGAUUUUAAGAAACAGUUACGUCCCACUGCCUGGACAUUGUGCCAUAUCAAGAUGAGCGCCGAGGAAGCAAAACUGUAUUGUGAUCUCCCGGUCUUAUUCAACAUUGCGAAGGGAUUCUUUAUGGAGCCGGAUGAAGAUAAUCAUGAGCUCAAGAUCUGCGAUGAGCAUCCUGGAUAUUGCAAUUUUGUUGCUGAUCCGUUACACGGCGGAGAGGAGCGAAGUGUACCGUUUGCGAAGCAUCAGAUUCCCCUUGAGGCAGAGGCACGAGCUAGAGACUUUCUGCGAGAUGCGAUGCCACACCUUGCCGAGCGACCCUUUUCAUUUGCAAGGAUUUGCUGGGAUGCUGAUACGCCCGAUCGGGCAUUCUUGAUUGAUCGCCAUCCCGAUCAUCCUUCUCUCAUUGUCGCUGUGGGAGGAUCUGGCAAUGGAGCGAUGCAGAUGCCUGCCAUAGGCGGGUUUAUUGCGGAUGCGUUGGAGGGAAAUCUACAAAAGGAACUAAAGCACGUUGUCCGAUGGCGCCCUGAUACAGCGGUAAAUAGAGAUUGGCACUCUAAGCAGAAUCGUUUUGGUGGGCCAGACAAGGUCAUGGAUUUUCAAAAAUUGAAAGAAAAUGAGUGGACUUCGGUAUGA